AUGACAGACCUGGGAGGUAUACCUGUUAAAUGGUUCCCCGCAAGUUGGACUUUACGAGAAAGAAAACAACGUGAAAAGUUCCAAGCUGUUAUUCAUGACAUUCCAGAGGAUAUGAUGAUGGCUACCUUCAAAAGAAGGAGAAAACUUGUAGCCUAUUUUGAGAAUUGGGAGACCACACUAAGGGCCUUAGAUACGCCACAGUUUUUUGUACCUGAUGAAAAAGACAAAGAAUCUCUUGAAGAACAUGGAUCGUAA
Molecule: messenger RNA, 255 nt
Organism: Rhizophagus irregularis DAOM 181602=DAOM 197198
Lineage: Eukaryota; Fungi; Glomeromycota; Glomeromycetes; Glomerales; Glomeraceae
Source: RefSeq, a predicted model, not a curated record